UCACACUUGCUCCACUGAUUUCUGAAGAAGAAGAAAGAAAGAAAAGUGCUACGACGUGGACAUAUCUGAUGAUGCAGACCUGCUUGUGUGCAACUACUUCCACUAUCACUUGCUUCGGUUGCCCACACAACAACAAAGCCGUAGGUCUUUUUUCUUCCAGCUCCCGCUCUUUUCAGGAAUUGAUGAAGAUACCCAGAUGGAAUACUCUGCAGAUCUCUUGGAGGCUCUUGCAUUCUUCUGCUGACCCUCCAUGUUAUCAUAUAUUUAUAAAAUAAAAACCCAUUGAAAUUUGAAUCUGGCAACUUCUUGUCACUUAUCACAGUGGCACACCCUUUAUCCUACCUUCUAGUUACUCUAGUACCUGGUAAUGCAAACAAGAAAUCUACAAUCUUUAGCAAGAGUUAUCACUACUUCCACCCUGAAAAGAAGUUGCAAUGUGGACGUUUACUCUUACAAUCGGUCGGUCGACGAUUUGACGAAAUCUGGUCACUUAGAUUCAGCUGUCCAGCUGUUUGAAUCUAUGCCAGCCCGCGACGUUAUUUCAUGGAAUCUGGCCAUCGCUGGCCACGCUCGCCAUGGAUUUCCACUAUUGGCUCUUGAUCUUUUCAAGGCAAUGGUUUCCCAAGGUGUUAGAGAAAGCUCGUCCACAUUUUCUUCCGUUUUGGCUAUUUGUAGCAACGCUGGGUUUCAUCGAGAAGGCUAUCAAGUGCACUGCAAGGUGAUUUUACUUGGGUUUGAUUCAAAUUUGUUUGUUGGGUCUGCUCUCGUUAAUCUGUAUAUGUCUUCUGCAAACCAUUGUAUUGCCCUGAAAUUGUUCGAUGAAUUGCCGGAGAGGAGUUUAGCCACAUGGAAUUUGGUUCUCCGCGGGCUUUGUUGGUUGGGUCGUUCAGAUGAGUUGUUAGAGCUUUACCAGAGAAUGGAGUUAGAUGGUAUCAAACCAAGUUGUGUUACUUCUUGUUAUUUGAUCCAUGCAUGUGGCAUUGGAGGGUACUUGAAUAAAGGAAAGCAGCUCCAUUGCUAUGUGAUAAAGAUUGGAUUGUUGCAGUCAAACCUGUUUGUUGCCAAUGCUUUGGUUGAUCUUUAUUCAAGUUGUGGAAGCUUGAUUGAUGCAACAAAGUCAAUCAAAAUCAUCCCUGCAGACGACAUAAUUUCUUGGAACUCAAUUAUAUCUAUUUAUGCUGAUCAUGGUUUCUUUCCUGAAGCUCUUGAAUUCUUUACUCGGAUGCAGUCAUGGGGAAAAAAACCUUCAGUUCGUUCAUUCGUUGCAUUAUUGAAUUUAGCUAGCAGAACCGAGACUCCUCAAUUUGGAAAGCAGGUUCAUGGGUACGUUCUAAAACUGGGAUUUGAUCAUGGAAAUGUCUAUGUUCGAUCUGCAUUGAUCGACAUGUACGGGAAGUGUGGAGAGAUGGAGAGCUCAGUAUCCUUGUUCGAGGAGAGUACAGAGAGAACAUUGGAGUGUUGCAACUCACUUAUGACUUCUUUGUUAAAUUACGGUGCCACUAAGGAUGUAAUUGAGAUGUUUGGGUUGAUGAUUGAUGAGGGAGUGGAAUUGGAUCAAGCCACUUUUUCUACGACACUGAAGGCAUUAUCAUCAUCUGCCUUGGUGAGUUUAACAAGCUGCACAUUGUUGCAUGGCUGUGUAAUAAAGUUGGGAUUUGAGUCUGAUAUUGUGGUUUUGUGUUCUUUGAUCGAUGCGUAUUCGAGAUGUGGCCAUGUCGAACUUUCAUGUAGGGUCUUCAAACAUAUUCCAGUUCUGAACACCUUCUGUUUCACGUCGAUCAUUGCUGGGUUUGCUCGAAACGGUAUGGGUAGAGAGGGACUAGAGACAUUUGAGGCCAUGAUUCAGAAGGAUGUGGAGCCUGAUGCCAUAACAUUCUUGUGUGUGUUAACGGGUUGCAAUUACUCUGGUUUGGUAAGAGAAGGUCAGUUGGUGUUUGAAGCAAUGAGAUCUGUUCAUGGGCUCUGCCCAGACCAGAGGCAUUAUUCAUGUAUGGUUGAUCUUCUUGGGCGAGCAGGCUUGUUGGAGGAAGCAGAAGAGCUGCUGAAAUUCGCUACAGUCAAGGGUGACUCAGUUAUGUGGAGCUCAUUGUUGAGGAGCUGCAAGGUCCACCGAAAUGAAAAGGUGGGAAGGAGAGCUGCAAAAGCUCUUUUGGAGCUUAAACCAGACGAUCCUGCAGCUUAUCUACAGGCCUUGAGCUUCUAUUCUGAACUUGGGGAUUCAGAUACUGUUGUGAGAAUUAGAGAAACCUUGGGGAGAAGAAAGAUGAGGAAGGACAUUGGCUACAGUUGGAUUGAGCUGAACACUUAUGGUUACCCUUGACACUUUGAACAGACUAGCA
Telopea speciosissima is the source of this 2339-nucleotide messenger RNA. RefSeq names its product pentatricopeptide repeat-containing protein At2g13600. Gene Ontology annotation, biological process: RNA modification. The coding region runs from base 368 to 2320 and encodes 650 amino acids. The transcript has a single exon. Gene Ontology annotation, molecular function: RNA binding; protein binding. The record is from RefSeq and is a predicted model, not a curated record. NCBI's taxonomy places the organism in Eukaryota, Viridiplantae, Streptophyta, Magnoliopsida, Proteales, Proteaceae.